UGAAGCCGGAAGACAGAGCUGUGACAUCAGAGCGACGCAGAGGUCAGAAACCCUCUCUUACAGCCAUCUUGGAUCCUGUGCCCUGAUCUAUCCAGAAUGCCAGGCGAAGCCACAGAAACUGUCCCUGUUACAGAGCAGGAGAUGCAGCAGCCCCAGGCUGAGACGGCCACACCUGCUGCUGCGGCCCCUACUACCUCUCAGGCAAAACCUAAAGAGGGCAAAACUAACCCCAAGCUGUCCUCUUCUCAUGCCACCACUCCUAAGCCAGUUCCUGCCGGACGCAGGAAGCGUUCUUCUCUAUCUGCCUCAUCAAGCUCCCCCACCUCUCCUAAAUCUGCCUCCGGGCCACGUGCUACCCCUCCAUGUUCCCCUUUGGCCUCCCCUCCAGUUGACUCUCCUGUAGCUUUGAAAGCUGAGCAAUCUGCUCCCAAGGUGGUAAAGGCUGGCAAACAAGGGAAGCAACAGAAAACAAAGAAUUUUAAACCUGCCGAACAUGAGCAGGCGCCUCCCCCUGCCUCCAAGCCUGCUCAAGAGUCGGCACCAGUGGCAGCUCUGCCAUCUCCUGCUGUACCAAUUCCAGAGGUAUCAAAACCAGCAGCUGAUGCUUCCCCUGCCUCUCCCAAAGUUGCUUUGGCUCCUGUGGCCUUUAAAGUGACUUCAAAAUCUGCUGUCCCAGCACCCAAGUCAUUUUCAGAAGCCGUGGCCACCUGUCCACCCAAAGUGGCUGAAACCCCUAAGUUUGCCUCUGAAGCUCCAAAAGUGGCAAAGACUGGCCCUGCCCAAGUGCCAAAUGUGAAUCCAGCCACUGCUGCACCAUCAAAACCUGCUCCUAGGGUUCUGCCUGCAGAGUUAGAGGAUGAUGAUCUCCCACCUCUCUUACCACCUGAGAAUCCUUUUACAAUGCCUGCUUUCCCCCCCAUGCCACCUAGUGUAAUUACCCCAACAGCUCCUAAAGCUGAACCUGUCGCCUCCAGUAAAGCUGAAUCUGGCCCUGCCCCUAAAGCAAAGAUUGCUCCUAAAGCUAAGCCAGCUCCUAAAGUUGAUCCUGUCCUCACCCCUAAAGGAGAGACUACCCCUGUACAGAAAGCGGUUCCUGCGCCUAAAGUAGAGCCUAUCUACACCCCUAAAGAUGAGUCUACUCCUGUCCCUAAAGCUGAGGCUGCCCAUAAGAUAGAGGCUGCUCCUGCACCUAAAUCUAAGUCUACCCCUAUCCCUAAAGCUGAGCCUGCUCCUGCCGCUAAAGUUAAAACUGAGGUGGUGGCCCCUAAAGUUGAGCCUGCUCCUGCUGCUAAAGUUAAACCUGUUGCUGCUCCUAAAGCUGGGGUGGUGGCCCCUAAUGCAGAGUCUACUCCUACCACUCAGUUGGAGCCUGCUGUUAAAGUCGAGACUGCUGCCGCUAAAGUUGAGGCUGCUGCCCCUGCCGUUAAAGUUAAGCCUGCCCCUAAAACGAAGUCUGAUUCUACCUCUAAGGUUGAGCCAGCUGCUGCCCCUAAAGUUGAAGCUGCUGCCCCUAAAGUUAAACCUGUGCCUGCCCCUAAAGUUGAGGCUGCUGCCCCUACCCCUAAAGUCCAACCUGCGCCUGCCCCUAAAGUCAAACCUGCUGUGCUUGCACCUGAAGUAGAGGCUGCUGCCCCUAAAGUUAAACCUCUGUCUGCCCCUAAAGUUGAGGCUGCUGCCCCUACCCCUAAAGUCCAACCUGUGCCUGCCCCUAAAGUCAAAUCUGCCCCUUCCCCUAAAGUCAAACCUGUCCCUGCCCCUAAAGUUGAGGCUGCUGCGCCUGCCCCUAAAGUUGAGGCUGCUGCCACUAAAGUUAAACCUGCGCCUGCCCCCAAAGUAGAGGUUGCUGCGCCUGCCCCUAAAGUUGAGGUUGCUGAGCCAGCGCCUAAAAUUGAGGCUGCUGCCACUAAAGUUAAACCUGCGCCUGCCCCCAAAGUAGAGGUUGCUGCGCCUGCCCCUAAAGUUGAGGCUGCUGCGCCUGCGCCUAAAAUUGAGGCUGCUGCGCCUGCGCCUAAAAUUGAGGCUGCUGCCACUAAAGUUAAACCUGCGCCUGCCCCCAAAGUAGAGGUUGCUGCACCUGCCCCUAAAGCAGAGGCUGCUGCCACCAAAGUUAAACCUGUGCCUGCCCCCAAAGUUGAGGCUAAUGCUGUCCCUUCCCCUAAAGUCAAACCUGCCCCUUCCACUAAAGUUGAGGCUGCUGCGCCUGCCCCUAAAGUUGAGCCUGUCCUUGCCCCUAAAGUUGAGCCAGCACCUGUUCCCAAACCACUUAAAGCCCCAUCCAUACUGGAACCAGUCAUCAAGAACGACAAGGGGUCUGGCACUGAAUCUGACAGUGACGAAUCUGUUCCUGAUCUGGAGGAGCAGGACUCUGCGCAAACACAGACACAGCAGGCACAGCUUGCAGCUGCAGCUGAAAUUGACGAGGAACCUGUUAGCAAAGCAAAACAAAGCAGAAGUGAGAAGAAAGCCAGGAAGGCCAUGUCCAAAUUGGGGUUGAGACAAGUUGCUGGUGUUACCAGGGUAACCAUUCGCAAGUCAAAGAACAUUCUCUUUGUCAUCACCAAACCAGAUGUCUACAAAAGUCCAGCUUCAGAUACUUACAUUGUCUUUGGUGAGGCCAAGAUUGAAGACCUGUCACAGCAAGCUCAGUUGGCAGCUGCAGAGAAAUUCAAGGUUCAAGGAGAAGCCGUUUCAAACAUCCAGGAAAAUACACAGACGCCCACAGUACAGGAGGAGAGCGAAGAGGAAGAGGUUGAUGAGACCGGAGUGGAGGUCAAGGACAUUGAGCUGGUCAUGUCACAGGCCAAUGUAUCGAGGGCGAAGGCUGUGCGUGCAUUAAAGAAUAACAAUAACGACAUUGUCAAUGCUAUUAUGGAAUUGACGAUGUAGAUGGAGAUCAGGGACUGGGUCACAAUAAGAUGUUGCUGAUUUGAUCUACACUAUUGUUUGUACAAUUUAUACCCAAGAGAAAUAAAGGAGUGAAUUGAAGAAA
Molecule: messenger RNA, 2989 nt
Organism: Pimephales promelas (fathead minnow)
Lineage: Eukaryota; Metazoa; Chordata; Actinopteri; Cypriniformes; Leuciscidae
Gene: naca
Product: nascent polypeptide associated complex subunit alpha
Cellular component (GO): nascent polypeptide-associated complex
Source: RefSeq, a predicted model, not a curated record